UCCGCGACCGGGAUCGGUCCCUGGGGAUUAUCCCUCCGGGCGGCGGGACAUCGUGGGCGGGAGCGCGCUGGGGCCAUGCUCGCGCCCCAGGCAGCCGAUUUGUGACUGGCUUUUAGACGUUCCCACGACGUGUCCCCCCUCGCCUUUCUCCGAGUGCCCGCUCUGCACACACCUCUCUAUCCGUGGGCCAGGCGAGAGCAGGCUCGCUCUGGCGGCUUUUGGGGAGAAGCCGUGAGUCCCGGGGUGCAGUGACGUUUCUUUGCGGAAGGGCGGAUGGAGGGACAGCGGGACGGUCAGGGCCCUGGUGGACGUGGUGGAGGGUUCGGCGCGUCUGGGGAGGGCUGCGGGCUGCGAGGCUGAGCACGGUAAGGGCGGGUCCACAGCCCCAGCCGGCCGAGUUCCUGGAUGCCCUCCAGCGACGGUUAGGUGCCUAGGCGGGAGAUGGGGAAGCUUUCUAGGAAUCAGUGCUCGGGACAAUAACCUUUCGUGAGUGCUUCCUCUGUGCCCCGCAUGCUGUCGUUCGCUUCCGUGCAGUUGCAUCCGACACAGGAAAUUUUGUGAAAUCGACGCUAUCAUCAUUUUCAUGUUACAGACAGAAGCGCUGGGUGUCAGGCUCACAAAGCGAGCAGGUUAUCCCACCUGGAUGGUCUGCCGCUAAAGUCCAGGUUACCAUCACGAUAAGGGGUGAUAGGGUCACAGUGUACAUUUGGGAUGACUAGAAGGGAUGAUUUGGGAUGAUUAGGAAGAUCAUGAGUAUUUUUUUCUUUGUCCCACUCCAGGGAAGAGGACAGGUACAGAAGACAUCUUGGCAAAUGCAGAGAGAGUACCUAUAGCUUAGGGUGGGUGCUGGUAUUGAGACUCGUGUGUGACCACGUGGGUGGCCUCAGGGAUUGACCUAAGAACAUUUGGAUGUUUUUAGACAUGAGCAUUGCAAGGGUCUAUCCCUUCUAGCUUUGUCACCAUUUUCCUCUGGCAUUUCCUGGAUGACAUGAGACAGAUUAUUCAGUCCUCCUAAACCUCUGUCCUCAGUCCCCUCAUCUGUAUUUAGGGCAUAAUACUAGUCCCCACCCCCUAGCUCUGGGUGAGGGCCAUAUGACCUAAUAUAUGCAGGAGGCUUAGAACAGCACCUCGACAGAGAGCCAUGAACGUGAUCGGUGUCCUUUGUUAUUAAUGUAGAACAGAUGGCUGGUGGCCUGUCCUGAUGCAGUGCAUUUUUCUCACGAGAAAGCCACUUGGCAUGCCAUAGCAGGAUGAGGGUCAUGCUGAUAUUGGCUGAAGUACACACGCCUUGAGUGGAGAAGAAGGAAGGAUUUUGGAUUUGCAGUCUUUGGAGGCGUGGCUGUAGCCAAGAUGCCUGUGAUUGACGGUGACCAAGGGUUACUCAGAGCCGUAUGGACUUUCAGGGUGUUCCCCAGUGUUUUAAGUAUUGAUCCCUAUUUCUUUUGUGGCCUGUAUAUAUUCAGAAACACAGGACAGCCCAUGUUAGACUGGGAGUGGGGUGACAGGCCACCAGAUGUAUAGGGGUUCAUUUAAGGGAUGGGGUUCUUAGCCUUGUGCCCAUGGAAUUUCAAAGCCCAGUUGUGGCUUUGAACUAUAAUAGAACUGCAGUUAUGUCUAUGGAACACUUGAAAUGUGGCCAGUAUGAAUGAGAAACUGAAUUUUUUUAAUAAUAAUUCAUUUAAACUGAAUCUGCCACAUGGGCCUUAUGACCACCAUAUUGGGCAACACAAUUCUAGAGGGUCCGCGGAUGUUCUAGAACAUUUUGUAAAAUUUUUAAAUUGGAUGUGUAUGUGUGUGUUUUUCUAGGAAGUGAGUCCAUCAGCUUCUCAAAACUACCAAAAGAUUAAGAUGUGCUGCUUUAUGGUUUCGGCAGAACGUAAGCAAGUUAAGGGAGGCCUCAGAAAGAUUCCAUAGAGACGCCCAGGGGAGCCUGGGUCAACAAGAAGAGGCGUGGGGUAGGGAAGCGGAUGGCCCAAGAUGGACAGCUCUCCUUAUUGGGAGCCACAACAGCAACCACAGACACCAGAAUCAGAUGCUGGUAUGUGCUCACAGCCAGCCAGGACCAGUAAUCCAAUGGCCAACAUUCAAACACCAAGGAAGACAAGAAAGCAAAGGGAAUGAGUCUGUCCUUUGGCCACAAUCAUCUUGUUUCCAGCUGCCAUGGGAGACCAGGAGAGGAGGUUCCUGGCACACUCUGCACUCUCAGGAGCCCCUCACACAGGACGUCAGACGUUGCAGCUUGGGCCCCUCUUGACCGGACGGCAAGAACAGAGCUGCUGACAUCCACAGCCCAAGAUCCUUCUGAGAUCCCGGGGAGAGAUAGGUGCCCACGUGCCCAACGACGUUCCUGAAGCGAGCUCGGUGGUCUGAGAGGGAACAAGGCAGAUAAAGCGAUCUCUGAGGACUACCCUGGAAACAGGAGUGGUGCUCCUUCGUGAAGCCGUCUGUGGCGUCAGCGAGUCAUGGAGAAAGAAAAGCCUGAAGUGAAACCCAGCACACCCGCACCCAGCGACGAGGAGAAGACAACUAGACCCUCAAGACGCCCCAGGCCUUCCCAAAAUAUCCUGUGCUUUUUACUGAAUAGGCAGCUGGGGAGGCACAGAAGUGACGUGGACCUGUCCAUGUGGGUGUGGAUGCUGGACUGAGCCACGCCCCGCUGCAGGUGGCCCCUUCCAAACAACCAUGGGUCUUGCCUGCUCACCCCCACCCCCACCACCUCUUGAAAAUGGGAAAGAAAAAUUGAUUUAAAAUAACAAACACCUCUCUCGUGUCAGCUCUUGAAAUAAAAGCUGCGUUUUCCUC
Messenger RNA from Felis catus (domestic cat), 2802 nucleotides. It is a transcript of the gene ETDB, whose product is annotated as embryonic testis differentiation homolog B. The record is from RefSeq and is a predicted model, not a curated record. The coding region runs from base 2463 to 2645 and encodes 60 amino acids. The transcript is spliced from 6 exons. Lineage: Eukaryota; Metazoa; Chordata; Mammalia; Carnivora; Felidae.